GGGCAAGGUAAGGGGACAUAUCCCAGCAUGCUCUGCUGCAUCUUGCAAAAGGAGCCAAUCCGUGUGCGGAUCAUGCAUUUUCGAGAGCGGCUGUCCUACCAUCUUGGAUUGUCUUUGAUCUAACGGAAGGGCGUUUUAGGAAACACGAUGGGAAGGCUGAGGAAAAGGGAUGAUUCCUCUGGCCUGAAAUAGCUGCGUGACAUGGAGUCCAGUUUUGACAAGUUUUUCACGUCAAACAGAAUCAAAAGGAAGGCCUCCGCUGACUCAAAAUCUGAAUAUGUGAUCAAAGGCUGCAACUACUCUACAAUUCCCCUCAAAUUCCAUACCAGUGUGAUCCCAAAUACAGAAAGGAAAGGCUUUAAUACACAAGCAAAGAGAUUUCAGUAUACUGAGAAUGAAAAUCCGGGACCAGGAUUCUAUAAUGUCACUCAUCCAUCUACACUUCUCAGCAGCGUCUCCCAGUCUCUGAAAGGAACCUGUUUUUUUCCUUCUUUGGACCUGCGUAUCGCUCGUCAGAAAAUCCCCAGCUAUCCGGCCGCAAAUGCCUACAACCUCCCACCGACUUUGCAGUCCAAGCAAGACUUUAGUUUGGGAUAUUCCAGUAUGUUCCAGUUACCAAUUGCUAGGAAAAUCUCCAAAAGAUCAACCCCAGCCCCCAACCAAUAUGAUGUCUCUACGGAUUUCAGCAAGCACAACUACCGUGUUGGUGCCAAGUCAGUGUUUUCCUCCAAAACCAGACGGGAAUUGGCACUCGGUGGCAAGCAGCGGGCGCCUUCUCCAUGUCAUUACCAAAUCAACGAUUCCCUCAUCCGGCAGUCGGCUACAGUCCUGGUGUCCUCUUUCAAAUCCAAAACGAACCGUGAUUUCAAGGCGGAGACCCUGAGCCCGGGGCCUGCCGCGUAUCAGCAUCCCGAAGGCCCUGUGACCACACCGAGGAAGUUCCCUGGCCUGCGAAAAAGCAUCUUGAACUUCUCGGCCCCACCUGUCCCUCGUCCUCCAAGUCCCCCUUCCCCGGGGCCUGGCCAGUAUGAAAUCGUAGAUUACGACGGUCCCCGCAAACAUUACAUCUCCAGUGCUGUAUUUGUCUCCAACACUGGCCGAUGGACAAGCAAUAAAUUCCAGCAAGGAAUACCUGGCCCAGGAGCAUACAACAUACCCUUGCCGCAGAAGCAAUCCUUCAUCUACAACCUCACCAAUAAGUGGGUGCCGGCAUUAUGAAGAGGUGGACCCUGCGGCGCUUGAAGAGACCAUUUGCAAGUGCUGGAUUAAGUCUGCUCAAAUGAACAUUGCAUUCACUACCCUGUCAACACCAAACCCCACCUACCUGGCUGGGAUCUUGUGUCGCCUUUGAGUGUCUGGAGGGCCGAUUUUGGAUAGGUACAAGGCACAAGUCUUUAUUUCAAUCACUGACUAAAAUAUGAACCCAGAUUUUGGAUAGAAACAGAACCCAUUUCAUUGUAGGUUUCGUCAGUGACCAAUUGUUUAUGCCAGUAUUUUAUUAUGCCAGUAAAGUUGAGAUGCUGAA
Messenger RNA from Hemicordylus capensis (graceful crag lizard), 1525 nucleotides. It is a transcript of the gene STPG1, whose product is annotated as sperm tail PG-rich repeat containing 1. Lineage: Eukaryota; Metazoa; Chordata; Lepidosauria; Squamata; Cordylidae. The coding region runs from base 202 to 1218 and encodes 338 amino acids. Gene Ontology annotation, biological process: epigenetic programing of male pronucleus. Gene Ontology annotation, cellular component: male pronucleus; female pronucleus; germinal vesicle. The record is from RefSeq and is a predicted model, not a curated record. The transcript has 9 exons. Gene Ontology annotation, molecular function: chromatin binding; histone binding.